Molecule: messenger RNA, 654 nt
Organism: Stylonychia lemnae
Lineage: Eukaryota; Ciliophora; Spirotrichea; Sporadotrichida; Oxytrichidae
Source: the annotation of a GenBank genome assembly
AUGAAAAAAAGAUCAAAUUUAUUAUACGAUACAAGCAGUGAUGAAUCGACAGUGCUUGAGAGUCGAAUUCAAGCACAGGUGAGAAGGGAUUCUUCAAAUUCAGACUACCUCUUUAAAGUUGUACUGCUUGGUGAUAGCAAAGUGGGCAAGACAAGUAUCGUUCAUAGAUUAGUAUUUGACACAGCAGGUUUAGACAGAUUCAAUAGUCUUGUGAGCAGCUAUUUCAAAGGUGCGUCAGGAUUCGUCUGUGUGUUUGACUUCUCAAACAAGGAGUCCUUUGAAAACAUCAAUAAAUGGGUGCAGUAAAUUAAACUAAAUGCGACUAUUGAGAAUCCUACUAUAAUGGUUCUAGGGAAUAAAAGAGACAUUGAGUUAAAGCAAGUAUCGAAUAAGGAGAUUGAGGAUUUCCAAGCUAAUCAUAGAGAUGUGAUAUUCUCAGAGACAUCAGCAAGAACUGGAAUGCUGAUAAAUGAAUCAUUCCGCACUCUCAGCUUAAAAAUGACUGACAAGGGAAAUCAAAUUACAGUCAGGGGAAUGAACUUAUAAUAAUCUACAAGUCCUACCAAGGCUACACAAAGAAAUAGAGCAAGUUUGAUUCCAGCUCAUGAUAACUCAUGCUGUCGUGGGAGUCAAAAGUUAUGUUGCAAGUCCUGA